Plectropomus leopardus (leopard coralgrouper) is the source of this 1386-nucleotide messenger RNA. The record is from RefSeq and is a predicted model, not a curated record. NCBI's taxonomy places the organism in Eukaryota, Metazoa, Chordata, Actinopteri, Perciformes, Serranidae.
UCUAUGGAAGCCACCAUGUCGAUGUCCGGACACUCAGAGAUUUGACGGCCAGCAAAAUCCCAAAGCUGCACUAAUCUAGCUAGAUAAUUUACCGACCACAGCUUCAAACAUCUCAAGUUUAUUAAUGUUAAUUUCAGCGUUAUUACCGGAGAGGACGCCGACAAUGAACCGUUUUAACUCCGCCGUCCCGGAUGAGGAGUACCUCGCGGACAGUAACGUGUUGUUCUACCUGAGUGAUGCGGUGACUCAGCUGCUGGAGCAUAAAGAGGAGUACACGCAGUUUGGGGUGAUCCGCUACUUUGCUGAAUACUUCAGCAGCGUGAAGAACAGUAACCACGUGCUCUUCAGAGAGUAUAACUACAUCAGAGCCACUCCUCAUAACAGAGCCUCCUUCAUCAGAGUCUUCUGGAGAUGCUACCGACAGAUCGGCAAGAGCGGAGAUUUGCUGUCCAUGCUGGAGUACAGGUCUCUGCUGCAGCUGCUGUGUCCAGACUUCCCUCUGGAGCUGGUGCAGAGUGCAGCCAGAAUUGUUCUGAUGGACGACGCCAUCGACUGUCUGAUGUCUUUCUCUGAUUUCGUUUACGCCCUCCAGCUGCAGUUUUACUACCAAGAGUUCCUGGACAGCGUGCUGCUCAUCUACCAGGACCUGUUAGCGGGGAAGAGUCCGAACACCGUCAUCGUCCCCACGUCCACCUCCAUCGAGCAGCUCCCCUCUGUGGCUGCGGAGGAGAACGACACGGAGGAGCAGCGGCAGCAGGACGGAGUGGAUCCGUCCACUCUGGCUCAGUGUGUGGACGCCCUCUGUGAGCGGUUCAAACACAGUCAUCCUCCCAGGUCCUGUAUAGGGGAAGUACUGGAACAGACCAACAAAGUCUCGUACUACAGCUUCUUAAUGAGCCUGGCCAAACACGAGACCAUCAACCAAAAUAUUGGAGCGUUACCCAGCAAGGCAGAGCUGCUCAUUGACCCAGAGAUGGACCAGGAACUGGACAAACUAAUCGCUCAAAUCUCAGUGACAGGCAGCAACAGCAGCGGCAGCGCGGUGGGCGCGCUGAAGGAGGUGCAGAGGAAGGCCUCCCCCAGGAGGAACAUCCACCACAGGAGGAAGAUGGAGGUGGAAAGCGACGGCUCCACAGAAGAGACGGACUCCUCUGAAAACUGACCUCUGAGCUUUCACCACUGCGUGACUCUUUAACGGCUGUGUGGUCAAACAUGUCUUUGCCAUUACUAUGGAAACCCACUAACUAGAGGCAGAUCAGCGCACACGUCACACGGACAGAACACACCAUCGUCUCGUUGUCUUUGUGCUGUGUGGUCCCGGUCUCAUGUCUGCAUGUGGUCAUGUGACGUGCUGCUCUGCUGCUGCAGGGCGUAAUCUGACCAAAC